Jaminaea rosea is the source of this 3540-nucleotide messenger RNA. RefSeq lists its product as hypothetical. Gene Ontology annotation, molecular function: serine-type peptidase activity; dipeptidyl-peptidase activity. Bases 56 to 3340 code for a protein of 1094 amino acids. Lineage: Eukaryota; Fungi; Basidiomycota; Exobasidiomycetes; Microstromatales. The record is from RefSeq and is a predicted model, not a curated record. The transcript has a single exon. Gene Ontology annotation, biological process: proteolysis.
CUCGAGCUGCUGAUCAUCACCAUCAUCCACACCCUCAAAGACUGACGUUUUCAACAUGGCGCGCUCCGCCAGGUCGGACAGUACGGCCUCCGAUGCCUCGUUAGAGGACGACCUGUACGAGAAGAAGGCAGCAGGAGAGGGAGGAUAUCACGACGAAGCAGAAGGAGGCGAUGACGACUCUCUCGACGAGGAGGAGAGGGUCGGAUUGAUGAAACAGCAUCAUCCGAAUACCACAAGAAGAGCAACUUCGCCUUCGCCAGCUCCCUUUCAGCCCCGCCAUUCGAGGAAAAGGCUCCUUCUCUACCUCGUCGCUCUCGUCCUCUGCUUGAUUCUGGUGGUGCCCCUCCUAGCCUGGUUGAGCUCCUCCCACCCAACGCACAAUCCAUGGGCGCAUGUCGACGUCCUCAUUCCUGGCUUCUCUGCCCCACCGAGUCCCUCCAUCUCUGCGGCAAAGAAGCUGCCACCCUCGAGCAACGACGCCAAGGGCCAGUACGGCCUCGCGAAUGCUCCCUCCUUUUCCGUCUCCGAGUACAUCCCGGGCUGGGCUACACCGGAGGAGGCAGACGAGCAAUUGUCCUUGUCCAAGGGCACUACGAGGCAGACGUUGGCUAGGCAGGGUUGGCGCAGCCUCAAGCCCGUGGGACUGGAUACCAUCUUCAAUGGCACGUUGGACUAUGCGGAUCGCCGCCUGGACUGGAGCUACGAGGACCCAGACGAGGGCGUCUUCAUGACUGUUGACCCGGUGGAGGGGGACAUCGUCUUCGAAGAUGUUACUCAUGCGCGUCAGAAUCAGACCGGCGAGGGGAAAGUAGCCAAGGGAGGAGGCAAGGUCACCUAUGUCAAGGCGAGGGAUGUGGUGGAUGAGCACGGCGAGCCAGUCAUGUGGGAGGAGUUCCACCCAUCGCCUGAUUUGGCAAUGGUUUUUUUCACCACUGAGCAGAGAGACGUAUGGCGCUACAGCAAGCGCUUCAGGCUUUGGGUGCAUGAUGUUCGCAAGAAGAAGACCAUCCCCCUCGGUGAGGCGACACAGCUGCCCACGAUCUCUAAUGCCCAAUGGGUAGGCAAUACCAGUCUGGCCUUCGUCCAGAACAAUGACCUCUACAUCGCCCUGGACAUCAAUGUUGCCUCCUCCCCUCCUGCCGCACCUAUUCGCAUCACCAAGGACGGGACAAUCACCACCUUCAAUGGCGGAGCUGACUGGGUCUACGAAGAGGAGAUCCUCGAGACGGAUCACGCCCUCUGGGUUUCUCCUGGCGGUACCAAGCUCGCCUACCUCCGUUUCGAUGAGUCCGACGUGCCCAUCUACGAAUUCCCCAUCUAUGCGGGAGGAAACGAUACAGUUCACCCGGGGCAGGUGACCCCGUAUCCGAAGAAGACGCAAAUGAAGUAUCCUAAGCCUGGUUACCCGAACCCGCGGGUAAGCGCGCAUCUUGUCGAUUUGGAGCGAUUAAGGAAGGACCCAAGAGAUGUAGAGGGGGCCAAGCUGGAUCUUGUUUCCCCCACGAGCGUCACUGACGUGGGUGUGGCAGGUGGCGAACCCAAUCGCGUCGACCUAGCUCUCGGGUCUAUCGACGGGCAGAAGGAGAGUCUGGUGAUAGACGUGGCGUGGCUAAGCGACGGGUCGCUCAGUCUAGUGGAGACGAACAGGUAUAGCGACAAGAGCAGGCGACUGGUGUUCGACUUGACGAGGAGCGGCACCAAGAGCAAGCAGAAGGUCAAGGACAUCGUCGUCGGCAAAGCUGUGCGCCAUACAGACGUGGGGUCACGCAGCUGGAUCACGCCCCGACACGACCUCAUUGCCCUGGGCGUAGCAAGCUGGCGCGUCUACGCCCCAUCUUCAACGGGUACCACGGCCUACCUCGAAGUCCUGCACAACGAAGCCGGAUACGCGCACAUAGCCUUCUUUCCCUCUUCUACCGCGGUCAAGCCAUCACGUUGGCUUACGACUGGCGAGUGGGAAGUGGACCAGCUCCUCUUCGCCGAUGUGAAACGCAGCAAGGUCUACUACUCAGCACCCCUACCCGGGCAGAUCUGGAAGAGGCACAUCUUCUCCGUCGAUCUUGACAGCCAUGGUGACAAGGCGCCAGUGGACAUCACGGCCUCCUGGCCCACUAGCUCAUUCGAAGCCUCUUUUGACCCCAAGGGGGCCUACGUCUCGUUGCGCUGUACAGGUCCGUCCAUCCCCUUCACCCGCGUCGUAGGGCUAGACGACCCUUCCUUCACCUGGCAUGUCCAGGACAACGAGAAAGCACGCAACGCCUCCGCCCAGCAUGUCAAGGCGCACACCCUCUUCUACAAUGUGACCCUCACCACCAGCAACCACGUCACGGCUACGGCACAAGAGCUUCGACCGCACGACUUUGAUGCCUCGGGGUCUGUGAGGUACCCAUUGCUCAUUCACGUGUACGGCGGGCCGGAUAGUCAGAUCGUGGCGGGGAAGACUUUGCGCACCCAUUGGCACGAGGUGCUUGCAACGCAGAUGGGAUACGUAGUCGUCCGAGUGGACGGUCGUGGCACUGGAUUCCGCGGUCAGGCGUACAGAGAGGGGAUCGCUCGCAACCUCGGUAGCGUGGAAGUAGAGGACGUCCUAGCCACAGUGAGGGAGCUACGUCGACUCCCCUACGUAGACGAGAAACGCAUUGGCCUCUGGGGCUGGUCGUACGGCGGCUACCUGACAGCCAAAACCAUCGAGGCCAACUCGGGAAAGGAUCAGCUGCUCAGCCUCGGCAUGUCCGUCGCCCCGCCAGCCAAAUGGGAGCUCUACGAUUCAGUCUACACGGAACGAUUCAUGAAGUCUCCAUUGGGUCAGGAUGAUCGUGCUUCCGUCCCACCCGAGGCGAGCAAUACGGACGGCUAUGCCAAAUCAGCAGUGCAUGUCCCCCCCACCUCUGGCUUCUUUCGCACCCCAUACCUCCUAGCCCAUGGGACGGGAGACGAUAAUGUCCACUUUGGCAACUCAGCCCAGCUUCUCGACCUUUUAGAGUCUGCGCACAUCAAGCCCGCCACGCUGUGGACCUUCAGGGCCUUUGUGGACUCACCGCACGGUAUGUCCGUCCGGGGACAGUAUCGUGCUUUGCAUGAGUGGAUGACGGGGUGGCUCGCGGAGAGAUGGGGUGCGGGAGGGAAGAGGCGUUUCAGUGAGGGUGGGGAGGUGGUAGGGAAGGGAGAAGUGGUGGGAAAGGUUGGGAAGAAGAAGGGGACGAAAUUGUUGGAGGAACAUGGUAAGCGCGACGGUGCGGAGGAGGAGGAGGAAGAAGGGCAGUGGUGGCUGGACCGCAGACAGCAUGAGCGUCAUCGUAGCCGUGCGAGACGGAAUAGGGCAGAGGGGCUGACGUGGUAGUGUACUGUAGAUAGAUUAAGACUCAUAAUGGGACUAUCGACAAUGAACUCUCUAGGAGUUGGUGUAGGUGUAGCGGCUGAGAAAGGGAGAGGUAUGACGAGAAGACAACAUGUGGAGAGGUGAAGACACGAAAGUCAAAGGGUGAGGUAUAGGUAGAGGAGAGGAGGAAGAAGAGGAACGGUCGCGAUAGUGUAGUGGUG